AUGUCUCAGCAAGCGCUCAACAAGAUCGCUGCCAACAGCCCCUCGCGGGCCAAGCCCUCGGAAAUCGAGACCAACAUCGCCACGGCGCUGUAUGAGCUCGAGACCAACAUCCCGGAUAUGAAGAGCGCUCUGCGCCCGCUUCAAUUCGUUUCGGCUCGUGAGAUCGAGGUCGGACAUGGCAGGAAGGCAAUCGUCAUCUUCGUUCCCGUGCCUCUCCUUCCGGGAUGGCAUCGUUCCCAGCAACGCCUGACCCGUGAGCUCGAGAAGAAGUUCUCUGACCGCCACGUGCUCAUCAUCGCCUCCCGCCGCAUCCUUCCCCGCCCGAAGCGUAGCAACCGCAGCCGCACAUCGCAGACUCAGAAGCGACCUCGCUCCCGCACGCUCACCGCCGUUCACGAUGCGAUCCUCGGCGACCUCGUCUACCCGGUGGAGAUCGUGGGCAAGAGGACCCGAACGAGGGAGGACGGGAGCAAGAUCCUGAAGGUGGUGUUGGACGAGAAGGAGAGGGGUGGCGUGGACUACCGUCUUGACACCUACUCCGAGGUGUACAAGCGACUGACGGGCAAGGGUGUGAACUUUGAGUUCCCCCAAGUUGCCGCUGGAGAGUAUUAA
Messenger RNA from Neohortaea acidophila, 612 nucleotides. Its product is annotated as ribosomal protein S7e. The transcript is spliced from 3 exons. The coding region runs from base 1 to 612 and encodes 203 amino acids. Gene Ontology annotation, molecular function: structural constituent of ribosome. Gene Ontology annotation, biological process: rRNA processing; ribosomal small subunit biogenesis; translation. Lineage: Eukaryota; Fungi; Ascomycota; Dothideomycetes; Mycosphaerellales; Teratosphaeriaceae. Gene Ontology annotation, cellular component: cytosolic small ribosomal subunit; small-subunit processome; 90S preribosome. The record is from RefSeq and is a predicted model, not a curated record.